This is a messenger RNA of Cygnus atratus (black swan), 4444 nucleotides long. RefSeq names its product gem nuclear organelle associated protein 8 (gene GEMIN8). Gene Ontology annotation, cellular component: SMN complex. The coding region runs from base 1961 to 2647 and encodes 228 amino acids. Gene Ontology annotation, biological process: spliceosomal snRNP assembly. The transcript has 5 exons. NCBI's taxonomy places the organism in Eukaryota, Metazoa, Chordata, Aves, Anseriformes, Anatidae. The record is from RefSeq and is a predicted model, not a curated record.
AAGCCGCAGGAGGAAGCCUCGCUGGCCGCGCCGCGCCGCCGUUGGCUCCGAUCGCCCCGGCAGGGAGCGAGGAAGUACCGGAGGCGGCUCCUCUGGGCUCCCCUCGCCGCCGGACCCCCGGGCUGCCCGGGAAUUAUCACUGUUGGUGUAAGGACAUUGGUGUGAAGACAUCACAGUGAUAGGUAGGUCUUCACAGCUCAGCUGCCUUUCCUGUUUGAGCUAUGAUUGAAUCCUGAGUGCCAGAUCGAGCUUGUGUUUACGGCCAUUCACAAACAAGAAUUCAGUGGAAACUGUUGGGAAUUUUUACUGUUUUUGAGGGAAAUGUUUGUACGGCCAGCUGUCUUACCAAUCACAGACUUAUGUUUUUAUCACUGUAACUAGGGCACUUUGGUAUUGAAGUUAACAUCAUACACCAGCAAUGCGCAGUAUUAAUCUAAAGCAUAGCAUCAAAACACUGUUCAGACAGUUCCCCUCCUGGUAAUUCUGCACUAGGAGUAACCAUUAGAAAUAAAAAAUGAAGUAGGUGUUUGUGGGAAGAUGCACACUACUGGUAUUGUUAAAUGGCUUGCUUUUCUUACUGAACUCAUGGAAUAUUUUCCAAGAGUUUGGAGUCGGUGAGUUUGAUGCACAGAUUGGUGUGUAACACAUUAAAUUAUGAAAAUUACAGCCACAGGAUCUCGUGGAAACAUGGGUUCAGAGAAGUGACAUCUUGGCUUUAAAUACCAAAACCAGUUGGGAGCUUAAAAAAUAUUUGAACUGGUACUUGCAGAAAUCAAGCUAAAUGGAUAAGUGUAGCUGGAAAAGUACUUCCUGUGUGCAUCUUCUGUUCUUUUGAGUAUCUCUUACUACCUGUUGCCAGAAACUAGCUACUGAGUAAGGGAGAUCUCUGGUCUGUUUGAAGAAGGCACUUCUCACAGCCUGAAGGAACAGAGACAUAAGCAGCAGGGGGCACGGGAUGUGAUCUGCUGUCUAUCUGUUGUUUUGGGCAUUUCUGAUGUAAACAAAGUUUGCUUUUUCAAGAAAGCUUUAUAUAAGUGUUUUUGUUGAAGUCUUCAUGUUGAAUUUAUUGAAAGCUCACCUUAAUUUAAUAAUAUCUUAUAUUCUUAUUUCAAUACCAUGGAACAGUUUAAUUAAUUUUGUGCUCAUCAGUGUUCUAAGUAAAGUCAAAACCUUUUUAAUCCAGCAUUCAUAGGUCUUUUUGAGCUGAACCUGUAGCUAGCAAUAUGGCAGCCAUGUGGCAGCACUAUAUCCAACACACCAGAAGACGGCUUUGCUCCCAUCGUAUGUAUUAUAUUAGCAAGUCUCACAAUACGACUCUAUCAACUGCUGUUAACUCCAAUCAAAUUGAAUGCUGUCAUUGCUUUGAUCAGAUAUAUUUACUUUCAUUAAUGCAUACUUGCCUGAAGAGGACAGGCAUGUUUUGAUUAAAGACAAUACAUCCGUAUUUAAUUAUCAGUGGGGAAAUAUUCCAAAACUGAGAAAAGGAAGUAAUAAAAUUUAUCAAAAAACUUUUUCAUCAUUAAUGAUCAGUAUAGACAAACAGAUAUCUUCAUCAUUUUAAACUAUACAUUUGCUGACAAGUUUCAUAUGUGUAGUUGCUUUCAUAUUUUAUUUUUAGAAGUAUGAAUUAUAGAAAUAGAGCUAUCAUUUAUUUUCUGCUUGUCGUAUUUCAUAUUUUAGGUAGUUUGUUUUCAAAGACUGAUUCAGCUGAAAACAAACUCAUUCUUUAAUUUAGGGUUGCAGCUUGCAGCACUGUUACACUCUGUUUUAUAUUUCUAGUCAUGCUUCAUAAAUAAUUUAUGAAAAUAAGUAAAGUUUCUGUGUUUGGCAAAGCAGGCUUUUCAUAUUUGGUAAACUUAACAGAGUCAAUUUUUUUUAAUGUUUUUUAUAGGUUUGUUCUUCUUUCCACCUUUCCCUUCAGAGAGCUUCGCUUUGAGCACCAGAACAAACUCCACGAGAGAUGGAGGAAACUGAGCCGUGGUAUUUCCAGCAAGUGUACGCCAGAUACUGGAAGCACUACGACUUAGCCAUGCGCUGGAUGCGUAGGCACCAGAAAGCCUACAGGAAAGCCAUGGAGUCCUUUUACCACCUACCAUGGCCUCCUUCUGCAGCUUCUCCGAGCAGCCGCUACUCAGAUUGGGAUGGGAAUGACCCCCCACGUACCCACGACUAUUUUUCCAGCUGUAAGCCUCGUGGCAGAGCUCAGCACCAUAGCAGAGCUCAGCAGUACGCAGAUGCCCACCCAGAGAGGGAGGAUGCUGACAGGGACUCUGAAAUGGAGGAGGACUCCGAGUCCGAAGGGGAGAUAGAGUAUGACCUGAGUAACAUGGAGAUCACAGAGGAACUUCGCCAGUUUUUUGCCCAGACAGAGAGACAUCGGGAAGAACUGCGGAGACAGCAGCAGCUGGAAGCUGAGCAACAAGAAAUGUACGUGGAGGCUGAUCAAGACCUUCACAGAAGCACGAGGCGUUCUGUGGAGCCGCCUACAGAAAGACCUGGGGAGAGACGAAUGGCAGAAAUGGAGAAACUGUAUGGUGCUGAAGCUGCCAAAAUCCUAGCGAUGGAGACUGCCAUGCAACUUAUCUUUGAUAGAAAUUGUGACAAAAAACAGCCCAAAUACUGGCCUAUUAUUCCUCUCAAGCUGUGAGUACCUGGACUGUGCUCUGACCUGGCACCGAGCUGUAGGGGUGGGUGCCUCUGGCUGUGCUGCUGAAAGAAAAAACUGCAAAUUUUGGUUUUGGAUGGGCUUUGGGGUAGAGGCUGGCAAGGGCACAAUGUUCUUCUGCCCUGUGCUCCUUUUACACUGUCAAUGAUGGUCACAGUCCAUUCUACUUACGUGCUGUUGCUGAUUAGUAAAAGGAAGGUAUAAUAAUACACCUGUCUAAAAUCGGAGUUUAACUCAUUUGAUUCCAGCCUGUCUUUACCAUACUGUGAGAAAUGUAACAACAUCUAUACUUAGUGAACUGGGAAAACUUAAAAGCAAUGACAAAAAGACUAUACAAAUUGUCAGUUCUUUCCAUUUACAAAGCUGAGUAGUCCCACUUUCUAGUCUUAUUAAAUAUAGUAGCAUUGGGAUCUAGCUUAACACAGCACAAUAAAGUGUUGUGUCUGGUAAUCCUUGAUUUUUUUAUUUUUUUUUUUGAGAACCAGGAGCCCACUGGCAAAGACACAACAUACCAGAUUACUGUAGCCCAGCCAUUUCAAUUCUAUUUCAAAGGCUUAUAAUAAAGCAGGAAAUUUUUCUUACACACUGAUACUUGUCUGGCAGGAGUUCAACUCUAAAGCAAAAUUAGAUAGGAAAAUGUUCUAAUGAAGGGGGUGCGGGGAAGUAGGGGAGAAACCCGGUGUGGCCCUGCCUGUUAGAGAUCUGUUUAGCAUAGGAGAUCCUUAGGAGGACAAAGCACUCUCGGGGCCAAUGCCAACAAUGAUUUUUGCCAUUCUAAUAAAAAGCAUCUAGUUGGCUUGAAGGUUGAAAGAAGACAUAGUAGCAACCUGAUAGACUGAGAGUACAUCUGUGUACUCUGUGCGGAGGUCUGGAAGCCGUUAGCGCUGACGGCUAUGUGUAUUUUGGGUUCAGCUCUUCUGUGUGCACCUGGGUGUUACAUGCACAAGGCAUAAAGGUAUGCAAAUUCAUAAUGUACCUCUGUCCGUGUGCUCACCCAUCUGCACAGGCUCUUGGGCUCCAGUUCUGUUGCUCCCUCCUUUUGUGCAGUCGUGCUUGCUCCACUAAAGCUGACCUGCCAGACUGAGGCAUGCAGCCGGUCUGUGCAAGAGAGGCAGGACAGACCCCUCACUACUGGUGAUUCCUUAGAAAAUGGUACCCUGAACACUUUAAAGGACUUUCUCUGAAGCACUGCUGCUAUGUAUCGUGUGCUGGAGAGCUGUAGUUUGUAUUGAGCAGUGCUGCCAUACCAGGGCGAAGGAACAUUAUGCUGUUUUAAUUCUGACAAGCAUUCAUGUGCCUUCUUCACCACGGAGAAAUUCACAGCUGCAAUUAACUUUAAUUCAUGCCUGUUGUGUCUGGUGUCUCUCUAUAGCACGCGUAAUUUGUAAUACACAGCAGUAGUUGCUGUGCCCUCUGCAGCAGCCAGCUGCACCAGAGCAAAUCUGAGGUGUUACUGGGAAUCUCUUUGUUUCUACUAGUAGUUAGCAUGUUUUUUUCAAAUCAGCAGUUUCAGUUCAGUUCCACCUCCUUCAGUUUAGAUGUAAAGAGAUCUGAAAAUUUAAAGUCCUGGACUUUAAACACUGAAAUUUAAAGUCCCCGAUCUCCGAGGCUUGUUACUGAUGUAAUUGAUAUGAAAAACUUGUGUGUGACAGGAGAGGGAACAAUGUUACAAAUUACAGUCCUGCAUUUGUCUUCACUCUUGUUCUGUGGUGGGUUCUGUCAGAAAUCUAAUGUUUUGUUUGGGCUUCUUUGCUGACCAAAUAAAUUCUCUUAACAACA